Molecule: messenger RNA, 387 nt
Organism: Morchella importuna
Lineage: Eukaryota; Fungi; Ascomycota; Pezizomycetes; Pezizales; Morchellaceae
Exons: 1
Coding region: 1-387 (128 amino acids)
Source: RefSeq, a predicted model, not a curated record
AUGCCCACCCUCUUCGACGAACUCCUCACCAGCACCCCCACCCAUCGCCGCCGCCCCACCCGUCAGACCGCCGCCUACCGCACCGCCAUCACCCUCCUCGACGACUUCCACGCCACGCUCUACACGCACAUCACCGCGGCGCUCUCAUCCCACCCACACUGCGGCGCGCUCGCCGCGCUCCACGCCGACGCCGAAGACCUACUCCACGCCGGGGGCGACCGCUGCUUCGUGUACAAGGCGGGCGAGGACGUUGCGUACGACGCGGACGUGGCGCUGCUGCGGCGCGGGAUCGAGGGCGUGCGGUAUGGGUGGCGGGUAGUCGUGGUGGAGGGGUUUUGUGGGUGUGAUGAGGGUGUGGAGAUGGGUGGGUUUGAGGGUGCUGACUGA